CAGGAUGUCGUGAAAGUCGGCCAAUCAAACUAUGAUCCUCCGAUGGACAUUGAGCCUGCUGCUCCUGUUCGAUGGAAGAACGCAGGCCGUCGAUCCAUCGCAAUGCAUCGCUCCAUUGGGAAUGGAGAAUGGAGGCAUCAAGGACGCGGACAUAACGGCCUCCUCCUCAUUUGAUAGCGGCAAUGUGGGCCCUCAACAUGGCCGCGUCAGAACGGACAAGAAUGGCGGCGCUUGGUGUCCUCAGAAGCAGGCCACCACCGAACCUGAGGACUGGAUCCAGAUCGACCUGAAGACGGUUCACAUGAUCACAGCGACCGAAACGCAGGGCCGAUUUGGCAAUGGGCAGGGAAUCGAGUAUGCGGAAGCCUACAUGAUUGAGUACUGGCGACCUCGUCUGCAGAAAUGGAUCCGGUAUCAUAAUGCCAAAGGAGAGGAGGUGAUUGAGGGCAACAUCAACCCCUACCUGGGGGCCAAGCGCCAACUGGAUCCGCCCCUAUGGGCCAGCAAGAUCCGCCUCUACCCCUACAGCCACCACAAGCGGACCGUCUGCAUGCGAGUGGAGCUGUACGGCUGUCGCUGGACAGACGGCAUUGUCAGCUACUCGAUGCCGCAGGGCGACAAGCGAGGCCCCAACUGGGAGUUCUUCGAUCUGGGAUAUGACGGCGUGUGGGAAGGUCCCGAGCUGAGGCACGGCCUCGGUCAGCUGAUCGAUGGAAAGUUCGGCCACGACGAUUUUAAGACCGAUCAGUACGAGGGCCAGACUUGGGUGGGAUGGAAGAACGAGUCUAGACACAGACCGGUGGAGAUCAGAUUCGAGUUUGAUCGCGUUCGAGAAUUUUCCGGUGUGCACAUCUACUGCAACAACCAAUUCACCAAAGAAGUGCAGGUGUUUGCCCAGGCCAAAGUGCUGUUUAGUGUGGGAGGAAAGCGCUUCAACAAGGGCGAGCCGAUCAGCUUCGAGUACAUGGAGGACCGGAUCUUCGAAAGCGCUCGCAAUAUCUCCAUCAAGCUGCACCAUCGCGUGGGGAAGUACGUGAAGCUGCAGCUGUUUUUCGCCUCCAAAUGGAUCCUGAUCAGUGAGGUGUCUUUUGAGGCGGUGGUGGCGCACGGGAACUUUACACCUGAGCCUGAAGUGGCCACCACCACUCAUGUGCGAGUCGCUUCGGAUCAUGGACAUAAAAUCGAAAUUCCCGCGCCGAGCAGCAUCAACGAUCCAGUCAUCGUGCUCAUUGUGAUUGGGAUCAUUGCGGUGCUGUUGCUACUGGGGCUCAUCAUGUUUCUGAUUUAUCGGUUCAAGAGGCGCAAGUUCCUCAGAAGCCCCAACUCCUCCAACUUGGGGUUCCCCAAUGGGACGCUGCCGCCCCACUUGCAGAACAACGACAGCAUCUUCCGGAUGCAAAAGAGCAAAAACGGGGCGCAGGAAAAGGAGCACAUUGAAGCCUACGGGGUGACGGACAUCAACAAUUGCGACGACUAUUGGAGGAAGAGUCAUGGAGGCGGCUCUGUUAAGUCCAGCUUACGGUCCACCUUGCCCCUUCCACAUCCGGAGGAAAACACCUACCAGGAGCCCUAUCAAGCGAUGCAGUUCGCUCAGUAUUACAGCUCCAGCCCCAUCAUAAUGGAGAUGACGAACUACAGCAGCACCAGCUUGGACAAGCCCCACUCUAACUGUGAUAAUUACGACUACGAUAUUCCGGAGGGAAAUUCGGUGCCAGUGGCGUUUCCGUCGCUGGACAAGGCUGGGAUUCACACCAACUCCUCCAAGAGUGGGCAAAGGGUGUCCUUGCGGAGCACCACAUGUGGGGACAUGGAAGCAGAGAUGGUGAGUUACUCAUUUAUUUAGAUGUUGUUGGCGGCU
This is a messenger RNA of Dendroctonus ponderosae (mountain pine beetle), 1858 nucleotides long. Its product is annotated as discoidin domain-containing receptor 2. The record is from RefSeq and is a predicted model, not a curated record. The coding region runs from base 32 to 1843 and encodes 603 amino acids. The transcript has 8 exons. Lineage: Eukaryota; Metazoa; Arthropoda; Insecta; Coleoptera; Curculionidae.